This is a messenger RNA of Rhododendron vialii, 1488 nucleotides long. RefSeq lists its product as uncharacterized. Lineage: Eukaryota; Viridiplantae; Streptophyta; Magnoliopsida; Ericales; Ericaceae. The transcript has 2 exons. The coding region runs from base 267 to 1250 and encodes 327 amino acids. The record is from RefSeq and is a predicted model, not a curated record.
GUCCCACGAAGAUAAGAAAGUGGCAAAGUGCUAGCUAGUCAGACUGCAAACUGCCAAACUCCCGUCCCGUCCCGUCCCGUCCCCUCCCCUCCCCUCCCCUCGAAACAAGACCAGAAAAUUUUCCAUAACUCACCUCCCAUUAAAGAAAGCCAUAUCUCUCUCUCUCUCUCUCUCUCUCUCUCCAAAAACAAAAAAAAAAAAAGGAAAAGAAAAGAAAUUGAAGGCCUUAGGAAAAGAGGUCACAUUCCCUCCAUCUCAAGGGAACAAUGUCCCUCAACUAUCUGUUCACAAUUGUCUUUCUGGCCUUUCCGCUCACAGUAGUGCCAGCACUUCCGGUACUUCCGGAGCCGGAUCCGGCUUCCAUCCAACCCUUCUCGGUAACCCCAUCGCUGGCAGCCACCAUACCGGCGUUCCCUGAGCAAUCUGACGUCGCCGGCUGCCCCCUGGACCUCCCCGACGAGCUCUUUCACGGCGUCAGAUCCGCAUGCGCCGUCAGAUCCCGAUCGAGUGAUCAGCUCCUCCGGAGCAGGUGCUGCCCGGUUCUCGCCGCCUGGCUCUACUCCGCCUACUCGGAGACGGCUCUGGGAAUUAGACCCAACAGGGUGCCCCAAACAGCGUCGUCGUACGACCUCCCCCUCCUCCCCGACGACUCGGAGACCUGCGUGGUCGGCUUCCGAAAGGCUCUUAACGACAGAGGCAUAGAAUUAGCGGAGCCAAACAAGACCUGCGACAUGGCGAGCUGUUAUUGCGGCAUAAGAUUGCACCCGCUGAGCUGCCCGGCAGCGUUCACCGUGUCGGAAAACGGGAAGCUCAUCGGUGAUCGUAAGAGUGUUAAGAGAUUGGAGAGAGAUUGCUCCGCUGGUCCGGGCCUUGCUGGGUGUUCCAAGUGCUUGAACAGUCUCUACAAGCUGAAGGAGCACAAAACUGGAAAUACAAGCAAAUCCGAGGACAGGACGAGCAAAAUGCACGAUAGAGACUGUGAAGUAAUGGGCUUGACUUGGCUACUUGCAAUGAACCGGUCCGCUUACAUUCACACUGUUUCUUCAGUCCUGAGAGCCAUCAUGAUGGGAACGGACGGCUCCGAUCCUCACUCUUGCAGUCUUAACAUUGACGGAAUGCCCCUAGCUGUUGAUUCUUCUGAGGUUGACGUCCAGUCUUCAUCAAACACCCUCCAUUUACCGGAUGUUCUCUCUGCAAUAUUGAUUUCAUUGCUUUGCACGAGCCUGAUUGUAUCAACCGCCAAGUUCUAACGGCUCCAUUCUCUGCGUUACUACCGUGUAUUUUCCGAUUUCUAGUUUAUCAGCAGUUAUUGUCAUUCUUUUUUCUGGAACAAUGCAGGUUAGCUUCUUUAAAUUCGUAACUGCCAGUUCUUUCAAUCUCCUUAUUGUAAUUAUUUGAGUGAAUUUAUUUUUCAUGUAUGGUGGUAUGUUUAGUUAAUCCGCCAGUACCAUUUCCCAUGCUUUAAAUGCAAUAUUUUAAGGUGACGUA